AUGGUGUAUCUAGGAUUUUUUUCUUUCUUUUUUUUCUUACUUUCUUUCUUUCCUUUCUUUAUUCUGCCUUUCUUUCUUUCUUUCCUUUCUUUAUUCUUCCUUUCUUUUUCUUUCUUUCUUUUUCUUUCUUUCUUUUUCUUUCUUUUUUUCUUUCUUUUUCUUUCUUUCCUUUCUUUAUUCUUCCUUUCUUUUUCUUUCUUUCUUUCUUUUUCUUUCUUUCUUUCUUUUUCUUUCUUUCUUCCUUUCUUUUUCUUUCUUCCUUUCUUUUUCUUUCUUUCUUUCUUUCUUUCUUUUUCAACCUUUUUUCUUUUUUUCUAUCUUUUUAUCUUUUUCUGUUGUCUCUCAUCGAUUUGUUUAUUCUUUCUUCUUUCGCAUUCAGUGGCCCAUUUCCUAACAUCUUUUAUUUCUUUCCUCAGAGCCUUUUCUUUAUUCGUUUCAUUCGAAAAUAGUUCCUUCUUUUUAUUUUAUUCUUCAAAUAUUCCCCCCUUCAUUGUUUGUUUUUUUUUCUUCCUUUUUUUCACUUUUCUCAUGAUUCCUUUUCUAAUACUGUUUUUCAUUUUCUUUAUUUUUCAUUCUUGUUUUCUCAUUUCUCAUUUCUAUCAUUCCUUUUCUCUCCUCUUUUUUCGUUCUUUCUUUCUUCCUCUCUUUCUUUCUUGGUCGGUUUGGUUGCUUUUUAACAUACAAGAUCGUUUUCUAUGCAUUCAUCUUACUGACUCUUUCAUUAUUUUCUUCUUCUUCUUCUUCUUCUCCUCCUCCUAUUAA
This is a messenger RNA of Acanthosepion pharaonis, 762 nucleotides long. Lineage: Eukaryota; Metazoa; Mollusca; Cephalopoda; Sepiida; Sepiidae. The record is from the annotation of a GenBank genome assembly.